AUGGCAGUGAUGGUGAUGGUGAUGGUGGUGGUGGUGGUGAUGGUGAUGGUGGUGGUGGUGGUGGUGGUGGUGGUGGUGGUGGUGGUGGGUAUGGGUAUGGGUAUGGGUAUGGGUAUGGGUAUGGGUAUGGGUAUGGGUAUGGGUAUGGGUAUGGGUAUGGGUAUGGGUAUGGGUAUGGGUAUGGGUAUGGGUAUGGGUAUGGGUAUGGGUAUGGGUAUGGGUAUGGGUAUGGGUAUGGGUAUGGGUAUGGGUAUGGGUAUGGGUAUGGGUAUGGGUAUGGGUAUGGGUAUGGGUAUGGGUAUGGGUAUGGGUAUGGGUAUGGGUAUGGGUAUGGGUAUGGGUAUGGGUAUGGGUAUGGGUAUGGGUAUGGGUAUGGGUAUGGGUAUGGGUAUGGGUAUGGGUAUGGGUAUGGGUAUGGGGAUGGGGAUGGCGAUGGCGAUGGCGAUGGCGAUGGUGCUUGGCGUUGCAUUGCCGCGCUUGUUAGUGUACGCAAGUUAG
Messenger RNA from Volvox carteri f. nagariensis, 498 nucleotides. RefSeq lists its product as uncharacterized. The record is from RefSeq and is a predicted model, not a curated record. Lineage: Eukaryota; Viridiplantae; Chlorophyta; Chlorophyceae; Chlamydomonadales; Volvocaceae. The transcript has a single exon. The coding region runs from base 1 to 498 and encodes 165 amino acids.